GGUAGGAUCUGUGUGACAGUGCAGGGUACAGCUUUAGGUUGAGGGGCAGCGAGAGGAAAGAAUUUCUCCCGAUCCCGCUAAAUAUAGGCUACUCGCACCACUAUUCCAUCGUAACAAACGUCAGCUUAAUUCAAACUGUUAUCAUUUCUACAGCGUGCUGGGAAUUCGAAGGUUGCUACAGUGAAGAAUAUUUACCACUCGCCUGCAGGACUUAAUCAGGCUACACGUUACUGUUAGUCGAACUUUCCCCUUUUUAUUUUGGAUUGUCUUGCUGUUUGAUUUUUUUUCUCUCUCUACACGUUUUUAAUUCCAACCGGUUGACAUUUGCACGAUUUUAUAUAUCUGCGGGUGUCUUGGUCCUUUUUCAAAAAUAAGAACGUUUUGACGGAAAGUUUUAUUUUCAUUUCUAUUUUUGGGGGGAACAUUACAGUCUUUCCACGAUGAACAAGCUAUAUAUUGGAAAUCUCAAUGAAAACGUGACCGCUGAAGACUUGGUUAAAACCUUUGAAGAUUACAAGAUUCCAUACUCUGGACAGUUUCUCAUGAAAACUGGCUAUGCGUUUGUUGAUUGCCCAGACGACCAAUGGGCAAUGAAAGCGAUUGAAACAUUUUCGGGUAAAGUGGAACUUCACGGCAAACGAAUUGAGGUCGAACAUUCUGUCCCUAAAAAGCAGAGGACCAGAAAACUCCAGAUCAGAAACAUUCCACCACACCUACAGUGGGAGGUUCUUGAUGGUCUGCUUGCCCAGUAUGGAACUGUAGAGAACUGUGAACAAGUGAAUACAGAGAGUGAGACUGCAGUUGUGAACGUCACAUAUGGGACACGGGAGCAUGCUAGACAAGCUAUUCAGAAGCUCAACGGUUACCAAUUUGAGAACAACGCCCUGCGUGUGUCAUACAUCCCCGACGAGAACUCUGAGGUCGACUCUCAACGUGGCCCAGACAAUGGCCGUCGCCCUGGAUACGGUCCACGAGGAAACCGCCAGAUGUCCCCUGGUUCAGGAAUCCCCUCCAAACAUCAGCACGCUGACAUCCCUCUCAGGCUUCUGGUUCCCACGCAAUACGUGGGUGCCAUCAUUGGCAAGGAGGGCGCCACCAUCCGUAACAUCACCAAGCAAACGCAGAGCAAGAUUGAUGUGCAUCGUAAAGAGAACGCAGGUGCCGCAGAAAAGCCCAUAAGUAUCCAUUCUACCCCAGAGGGCUGUUCAUCUGCCUGCCGCAUGAUCCUGGAAAUCAUGAACCAGGAGGCCAAGGACACCAAAACUGCUGAUGAGGUGCCUCUGAAGGUUCUUGCUCACAACAACUUUGUUGGCCGUUUGAUCGGCAAAGAGGGACGCAACCUGAAGAAAGUGGAACAAGACACUGAUACCAAGAUCACAAUUUCACCACUGCAGGAUCUGACCCUUUAUAACCCAGAGAGGACCAUUACAGUGAAGGGCUCGAUCGAAGCCUGCUGCCUGGCAGAACAGGAGAUCAUGAAGAAAGUGCGAGAGGCAUAUGACAAUGACAUCGCUGCAAUGAAUCAACAGACUCACCUGAUCCCUGGACUAAACCUGGGAGCCAUUGGCCUCUUCCCGCCGUCCUCUGCCAUGCCGCCCCCUUCCCUCGGAAACUCUGUGCCUGGUCCUCCCUAUGGCCCUAUGGGGGCCACUGAACAGGAGACCGUCCACGUGUACAUCCCAGCCCAAGCCGUGGGAGCCCUUAUUGGCAAGAAGGGACAGCAUAUCAAGCAGCUAAGCCGUUUUGCUGGAGCAUCUAUUAAGAUUGCACCAGCAGAGGCUCCAGACUCGAAAAUGCGAAUGGUCAUCGUGACAGGGCCUCCUGAGGCCCAAUUCAAGGCUCAAGGCAGAAUAUACGGUAAGCUGAAGGAGGAGAACUUCUUUGGCCCCAAAGAGGAGGUGAAGUUGGAGACGCACAUCAAAGUAGCAGCUGCAGCAGCAGGAAGAGUCAUCGGAAAGGGCGGGAAAACUGUAAAUGAACUGCAGAACCUCACCGCUGCUGAAGUAGUGGUUCCCCGAGAGCAAACCCCUGAUGAGCAAGACCAGGUCAUCGUCAAAAUCAUCGGCCACUUUUACGCAAGUCAGUUGGCACAGAGGAAGAUCAGGGACAUUUUGACACAAGUCAAGCAGCAGCAAAAAGGAGGUAUGGGAGGCCAGCAGGGGCCCCAUCCGCAGGUCAUGACUGAGCCGGGGUCCCCGCAGGGACUGGCACAAGAACCCAGGAGGAAGUGAGAGGCCGGGGCCACUACCCAGUCAGACGGACAGACAAACGAGCGGACUGACUGAGAGAGAGAGAGAGUGACACAGACCCAGCGGUAGACAGGGAGAAAUGAGCAGCAAACUGAGAGGAAAUUAAAAAGAGGACAAAAGACAAAAAAAAAAAAAAACACAUGCCUGAGAGAGAAAGAGGACACAAGUUUAGUGAAAAUGAACUAGAAAAAAAGAGUGAUUUUUCUAAAGAAGAGAGAUAACUAGAAAACAGAGACCAGAUGCCAGGCCAGGUGGAGUGACUGAGGAUGGCGAGGAGGUCCGUCAGAGCGGAGCGCCCUCUAGUGAGAGCUUUUAUACAUAGCCGCUUAUUAGGAAUAAGGCAUAAUGAAGGUCCCGCAAAAGUUCAGCUACUUAGGACCCUCAGCCAUCAGCAGUCACUUCAAAAUUUUAACUGUUUUUUUUAAAGAUAGAGAUAUAUGUAUAGAAAUGUUUAUUCAGAGGUAUUAUUAAUGAAAUGCAGUGAGGUAGAGAUGGGAGAGAGAAAGAGAGCAGAGAAUCAGUCCAAUUUAUUAGUGGGUGUGGUCACCAAUCAGGUGACUUCUCCCUACCUAUCAGAGAUGAGGGGAGGGGCCAAAGUUGUUAACACUGCUCUUGAAGUCCCCCACGCUAAACUGUGGGGGUGACGAGAUGAAAAAAAAAGAGAGGUUGUAAAUAUAAUCUUCAUGACUUUGAGUUGAGAUGCUGCACGUUUAACCGUCUGCAAUCGCGCACCUGGUUUGAGAGGGUUGCGGCAUUUUUCGGAGGCUUCCCUUUCAGGCCGCGUGCCGUUUGACCGGCGGGACGUGCGGCGAGAGUUCAGUAAGCGUGUGGGCUAAAGGUGACCUCUGCAGUUGUAUUGCAGUGGCUCAGCUUUGAUGUGCGGAUGCCCAACAAUCCCGCCCUAAACCACGCCAGCGAUGAUCGCUGCAGCGCCGCCCACACCCAAACGGCAUAUUUUAUAUAUAUUAUAUAUAUAUGAUAUGUGAGUUAACCUGGCCCCUCAUUGCAUUGGAGCAGGCAGACGGAGAAAUGGAGAGUACCGUAAUUUCAGAAAACGAGACUUUGAGCAUAUUUUUUAAAAGCGCGUUUCGCUUUUAGGAAUGUGUGAUUACGUAUCCGCUUUUUAAUAAAAAAAGCAUUUGUCAUCUGUAAACCUGGCCUUCAGACGUGGUGUUCUGUUUUUCCUGAGAAUAAAUGUGCUGUAAAAAUAUGCCGAAUCAACUGAGGACAGUCGUCCUGAAUGCCAGGUUUGAUUGACAAGGUACAGCCUCCACAAACCUGCCUUUAGGUCAAAGGUCAAGAGCAGGGGACAGCAAAGUUUCUGUGCUCUCUCUCUCUCUCGCCCACUUUGUUCGACAUUUGCCGAUGAGGUUGCCAGGGUCCUGGCUUUUCUCACUGAACCUAGAACAGAUUAGACAAAAUGAAUUAAGAAAAAAACUACCUCAGGGUAUUGUUACCUCAGUAUUCCUAAUUUUGUUGUUAUUUUCUUUUUCUUUUUUAUUUCCCCCCUUUUUUUGCUUGCUGGUGUUUUAUAUAAAAGCUGAUAGUCUUGAAUAUUUUAUUUUUUUAAGGAAGAAAUAUUUUGAAUUUUUUCCCAUUAUUUUUCUUUUUUGGUAUGCGUGUUUGGGAGAGUGUAAUUGAGGUUUUUUUUCCCUCACCUGAGCUCAGAAGGACUCCUAGGAAAAAUGAUGAAUUGUUUUGUGAGUCUCGCAAGGCCAGCCUGGGGGUCCUUGAAGAGUCACACUUGAAAUCACUGGCCAAUGGGACGUAGGACGGAUCUUACCAUCUCUUACUGGUGCAUAAUGAACGUUGCCAAACCACAGGAAUUAAAUUGACGCUAAUGUGUAUGUUUGUUGUACAAGCUGACUGUAGAAAACAAAAUGGCCUUUUUUCUAACUUGUGCCAUUUUAUUUUUGCACCUGUGGUGUGAUCUUGUUCAUUCUGCACUAAAGGACUUUUGACAUCAUUGGUUGGCUUACUUGAAAGGGCUUGACUUACUCGCCAUGCUAAAAAAACGAAAGCAUGUCGACCAUCAUCUGCCCGAAGACACUGAAUGUGAACGAUUUAACAUCUUUUCUUUUUUUCUUUUGGAUGGAGUCUCGUCCUUCGCCAUUGUCCCUGUGCAAGUGUGCGUGAGUGCGUUUACUAAUUGAGUUUGAGUGUUAAAUCUUUUUUUUUUUGUUGGGGAAGUGGUUUGGGUGUUUUAAAAAGGCAGACACAUAGAAAAACUCUAUGGCCUCGGUCGUACUCAUUUUUUAAAAACUGACUGAGAACAAAAGGUACCUUUUGAAAAACGGGAGGCAAAAAAUAUUGAAAGAAACAAAUCAACAAAAUGAAAGCAUUCACAUCUCUCAAAUUUAAACCUGUAAAUAAUUUGUUCGACGGAACAAUCGGUGGGGGCGGGAUAAUUGUUUGUAUUUUUUUAGAAUAAAAUACUAAUUGGAUAAAGGAAGGAAAGACUUUUAGCCGUUAAAGAUGGAUGGGCACUGCCAGACCGCGUUCUUUCAGGUUCCAUUCAGACAUCUGCGAAGGGUUUGCCAGCAUGUUCACGUGCUUUAACAGAUCAAGGUCUUUUAAUUUAGUUUUUUGUUUUACAAAAGCUUCCCUUUUUCACACUAGUCUUCUGAUUUCUGCUUGAGGAUUGAACUUGUCAAUGACUUGUCAAUACAUACUGCUCUUCAGGCAGGAAAGAAGCGUCUGUCCUGUUCCAGCCCAUAGAUUUCUGUCAGACACCAAGACACACUCACACACUUCUGCUCUGUUCAGACUGCAGCAGCCUUUUUGUUUUGACCUUUUUGUUUUUCUUUUAGACAGCAAGCUUUAUUUGGACAUGACAUCUGGUUGUGAACUGUUUCAUCAAUAAAAGACAAAAAAAAUAAAAUAAAUAAAUAUACAUAUAUAUGUGAGCGAGGAUUAUUAACAUAACCGCAGAUCUCCAAGAACUAACAUAGUUUAAAAAAACAACAACAACGAAAUAGUUGAUAUGUUAUUGUAAUUGCAUUUGUCUUUUUUUUUUUUAAUUAUUAUUACUUUUUGGGUGAAAGGUAUAAGCGAUGAUAUGGAGAUGCCCUGGACAGAUUCAGUGGACAUUUUGAUUUAGAUGUCCCCUUCUUUUUCAACCCCCACUCACCACUCGCUACCUUCAUCCGCUCGUUUUUUUUGCGUUAGUUGUAUCCGAUUCAAAAGAGACAUUAGUUCUGGAAUAGAACGCCCUCUCUCACGCUGGCCUCGUUUGUGACUGUUUUCUCGAUUCAGUUCAGUCGUUUGAUGUUGAAUUUCUUUGCGAUAUUAUUUUUACUCGUUCAUUUUUCUUCUCUCAAAUUGUCUCCAUUCAUGUAGUUUGAUCGGGGAGAAACCUAGCUAUAAUCCAGAGUUCUUUAUGCAGCUCUUACAUUGCUACUAGUUCAUUUGAAAUACUAACAAAUGAUUCAUUCUUCAUGUUAUACCUGUGCCAAACUGGGGUUCUCUUUGUGUUUUGUUGUUGUACUACUCCAGAACUAAUUAAGUCUGUAAGCAGUCAGGAAUGGAUGCAGUGCUAUAUAUGAGAUACACGGUUCCCUGAGGACCGCGAGACGACUUCCUGUUUGGCACUUGGAAACGUUUUCUCCUAUCCUUUUUAUUUCCAGGUCCUCCACACGUUGUUGUUGUUGUUGUUGUUGUUUUGGUGGUGGGGAGGGCUUGAACAAGCAGUAGAACAGUUUCGCUAGCAUACUUGAGCUUGGGGAAAAAAGAUAGUAUGUUGUUAACUUAUGCAAUUCUGUGACGAGUCAAAGGAAUUUGUCACACGGACUGUUAAGUGUCCACUGGGAAAAGUUGCAUUGCAGUGCAUAGAUUUACAUGUAGACCACAGGUUGAAGCGCAGCUUAUAGUUGGGUGUGAUUAUCAUAUCGACGUUGCAUGCCACUGUUGUAUCUCACCGUGUUAGUUUCUGGCCUCUCCUUAUGGAAAACAUUUGGGUGCUACAGAUGACGACUCAAACCUCACAUAACUAGGAACGCUACCUCAAGACUUAGCCAUAAGAUUGUUUUUAUCAAGCAGACGAGAGCGAAAGUGCAUGUUACAUUUUACUUUUGAGUUUUAAUUUAUUUCGAGCUUUUCAUUUCUGUAGACGUUUGGCUAGAAUAGCCUGCUAGUCAUAGCCUAGACUAGAGCUUCGAGUUGGGCGGGGUGGCAGGACGGGAAACGGAUGUGUGGUGUGAUGGUUUGCUCGGGAGGAGGAGGAACCUGUGAAAUUCGGUUAGUGCACAAUUAAGCUCAAUUAGAAUUCUCCCCACAUCAUGGCACAGAUGUAACUCGACCAGCAUUCGUAGAGUGACUGAGGAUUUCGGUGUAGACGAAACCCACACUUGUGCCUGUUGCGCUAUCUUCUCUGUGUCCUUUCCCACCUCGACGGCACCACCACUACCUCCACGCCAUGCAGCCUUGACCCCAAGAACGAUCCUUACUGUUUAAAAGCCCUUUUCUCGCUGAUCUUUAAAGCAGCUUCAGUUUCUUUUCUUGUUUUGUUGUUGCUGAAACUAGAUUUAAAUCAGCAAUAAAAUGGCAAUUCUGCCCGGAGCUUCUACUAACUUUCUGUCCUAAUCGUUUUAUGAUUUCACAGCCUGAAUCAAAAUGUCUGUAACCACGUGUUUUUAAAUUCUUUUCUUUUUUUUUUGGUUGAUCUACCUCUUAGAAUAAAGACAAACACAUAGGACAUGACAUAAAAGUAAAAAAAAAGACACAAAAAGUAAAUUUAGAAAAUGUUAGGCUUAAUGAAUCAAUAAUAAAUGACUUAAACAAAUGGGUAGCAACAUCAUCAUAUACUGAUAGGAGUCUUUUACUUCCAAAGAUGGUUUUUCUUCAGUUGUUUUUGAAAUUGUUCUGGAUGAAUUUGGAAAUGGAAUAGAUAUGUGGGAGGGGAAAUAACAUAAAAAUGUCAAUUUCACUAUCCAGUCUCUUUCCCCCCCAUUAUUAUUAAACUGACUUUUUUUUAACUUACAAAUUCAUCUUUCUAUUUGAUUUAUGUUUCUGAUGGCUUUUUAAGAAAUGACAUAGGAUUGUAUCUCUUAUGUUUGCAAUAGAAUUUCCUCUCUUUUUCUCUGUGAACCGCAACAUAGUAUCUUUUCAGGCCACACAGAGCAGCAUGAUGUUGAAAUUGUUUUCAUUUUUAUUGUUUCAUUUCACCUGUAAUAAUGCAACAGGAGAGUGAAGGUUGGUUGAAAUAAAUAGGGCACAUUUUAGGGGGAUAAGAGAGGAAGGAGACUACCUUUAUCAGACUAUCCCUUCACCCUUCUCACAGCAGGUGCCACAGACAUUAUCGGGACUUUCAGCCUCUGCCUGCCUGAUGUUCUUUGAUUCUCAUCCACUAUUGUUUGAACUCCUUGUAAAGAAUACAGAGCAUAGAUAUGAAUGUGACAAUAAAAGAUGAGUAAACUGGU
Molecule: messenger RNA, 7666 nt
Organism: Pimephales promelas (fathead minnow)
Lineage: Eukaryota; Metazoa; Chordata; Actinopteri; Cypriniformes; Leuciscidae
Gene: igf2bp1
Product: insulin-like growth factor 2 mRNA binding protein 1
Molecular function (GO): RNA binding
Source: RefSeq, a predicted model, not a curated record